This is a messenger RNA of Yamadazyma tenuis ATCC 10573, 2252 nucleotides long. The record is from RefSeq and is a predicted model, not a curated record. Lineage: Eukaryota; Fungi; Ascomycota; Pichiomycetes; Serinales; Debaryomycetaceae.
AGUAGCAAACUUUUAUAUUAUAAACACCAGUUGUGUUGUUAACUUCUUUCCAUCUCCAAGACUUCUAGUGUUUGUUAGUUGGAGGAUAGUACCAGAUUUUUUCUCCAAGAGACUCUUCAGCAAAUUAAUUUAUGCCUAAGAAGCCCCUACGAAAGUUGACCUUUGAAUUGAAUAAAUUAAUUGAACCUGGAUAACACCCUUUAAAUCCUACUUCGAACGAAUCGUUAAGUAACUCACUUGAAAAAGUUCAGUCUAUCUCCACAUUUAUCAAAUAUCCCCCGAUUUUGACGUUUUUAUAUUCUUCACUAGGUUGUUGAUCCUCCCCAUCCACUAGUGAAUUAUAAUUUUUGGUUAAAAAAAACUAACAUUUAACUUGUUGAAACGUUUCUUGCUACUUCUCUCUUCGUUUCAACUGUCAUUUGUUAUACCUCUUCCAGUUUUUACUGAUUUAAUAAGAGCAAGUUCCAAUCCACCUUAAAGAACUGAAAAAGAAGAAAAAUUAUUAUUAUUAUGGUUGCACCUGCUUACACCGAUGACUCCUAUGUCGACCAUGAACUUAGUGCCAACUUGGAUUCUACUUCCGCCUUCGAGGGCCCAGAAAAGCUUUUAGAAGUUUGGGUAUGGCCCAAUGAAGCUGAAGUCAAAUCUCACAGCAAUUGUGAAGAUGGCUUGAGAAGCAUCCCUUUGAAGAACUGGGUUGAUAUCUUAGACUUGGUUAACUGUAAAAUCUUGUCUAUGAAAUCUUCCAAGUACAUGGAUGCUUACUUGUUGUCUGAGUCUUCGUUGUUUGUGUUCAGUCAUAAAAUUAUUUUGAAGACUUGUGGUACUACCACCACUUUGUUUUGUAUCGAAAAGUUAUUUGAAGAUAUCCGUCACUACGUCGCCAAGAAAGUUAACACUAAGGAAAUCUUCAAGGUGUUUUAUUCCAGAAGAUCCUUUAUGUUUCCAGAAAGACAACAAAGUGUGCAUAAGGAUUGGAAAAAGGAAGUCAAAUUAUUGAACGAGUACUUCAUCAAUGGCAAAUCGUACGUGGUUGGUGACUUUGCCAGUGAUGAUCACUGGUAUCUAUAUACUGGUGGUCAAAAAGAUGAUGAAUGUAAAGCUCCAGGCUCCAUCAGAGACCAAACCUUUGAAGUUUUGAUGACGGAUUUGGACCCGGGUAAAGCAGAGCAGUUUGUCACAUCCAGAAAGCCCGGUUUUGAAUCCUUCGUCAAGAACGGAUUUGAAGAAGAUGACUUGGGUCAUGAAUUUGGUUUCAAAACAAUCAAGUCAACCAAAUUAAACUCAAUUUUUAAUGACUAUGAUCAAUUGAAUAAACAGGUUGGUGGUGGGUCAGCUCAACAUUUACCUUCUCCAAAAGAAGAUGGUGGAUUUGAAUCUGCCGGUCAAUUCUUACCUUUCAACUUUGUUCAUGAUGCGUUUUCAUUCACUCCAUGUGGAUUCUCAUCCAAUUCCAUAAGCAGCAAUAAUGGAAGCUACUAUUAUACUUUACAUAUCACACCUGAAUCAGGUUGGUCAUAUGCAUCAUUCGAAACCAAUUUCCCAUUUAGUUCCAUUUCAAAUUCUUCAAUCAACAUCGUUGAUGUUCUCAUCAAGAUUUUGAAGGUCUUUAGACCUGGUAGAUUCUCAGUUACUUUGAUCAAUGAAAUUGACACCAAAGGGGACGAAACUGAACUUAGUGAAUUAUUCAAUUGUGAUAGGAGAUUAUGUGAUCUCAAUUACAAGAAGAAUGAAAGAGUAUUGUACGAUUUAGAAUCCAAUUAUAAAUUGUUGUACUUGAACUUUGAAAAGUUCUAAAAUUUAGUUUGUUGUUUGAUUUUGCUAUUUUGUUAAUUUUUGGAUAAUUGGGGGAUGUUAGUAACUCAUGCUCAUAAUAUUAUGCUAGAGGUGGUCUUAAUAUUCUAUGGCUUGCUAAUACAAUUAUUCAGAGUAAAUAUAUGUUUUCUUGACUAGUUCAUUCUAGGUAGGCUUUUUAUGCGAGCAUUUUUGCAGCAAUUGCUUGACUCUAGCCACAAAGUUGAGGCUAGUUUCAGUAAUGAAAGUUUCUGUGGUGCGCGAUGUGAGACUCGUAUGCGAGUUUAAGGAAUGAAGUUUUGAGCGCACAGAAUGUUGCAAUUGGUCAAAGACAACGAACAAGCCAAAAUUUCGUGCUUUUGGAGGAGAAACUCUUGUACUCAUAAAAGGUAUUGAAUUAGGUUAAGAUAGAUCUAGGGCUUGCGUAAAGUAAGCAUUAAUAAGCAUUAAAUGGAGGU